Messenger RNA from Habropoda laboriosa, 432 nucleotides. RefSeq names its product cuticle protein 19-like. The coding region runs from base 1 to 432 and encodes 143 amino acids. Gene Ontology annotation, cellular component: extracellular matrix. NCBI's taxonomy places the organism in Eukaryota, Metazoa, Arthropoda, Insecta, Hymenoptera, Apidae. The record is from RefSeq and is a predicted model, not a curated record. The transcript has 3 exons.
AUGGUGAUCAAGUUUGCUCUAAUUUGGGCCGUGGUGGCGAUUGCCGCGGUGCAACAUGCAUAUGCAGGACAUGCUCAUAGUUUUGCCCAUUACCAUGGCCCUGUGGAAGGACCAGCAGAAGAAGUGUCUGUGCACGGCAAACACGGCCACCAUCACAUCGGCUACGUGGCUUAUCCAAAAUACGAAUUUUCGUAUGGAGUGGAUGACCACCAUACCGGAGACCAUCACGGUCAAACAGAGCACAGAAAUGGAAAAAACGUAGCCGGUGAAUACACCGUUAAGGAACCAGGCGGUAACGUAAGAACUGUGAAGUAUCACGCUGAUCCUCACGGCGGAUUCUUCGCCUACGUCCACAAUUCCGACGGAAACAAUCACGAGGGUGGUUCUUACGGUGGACAUGGAGGAUCAGAAGGACACAGCGGAUACUACUAA